Ipomoea triloba (trilobed morning glory) is the source of this 2296-nucleotide messenger RNA. RefSeq names its product zinc finger protein BALDIBIS-like. Bases 504 to 2141 code for a protein of 545 amino acids. Gene Ontology annotation, cellular component: nucleus. The record is from RefSeq and is a predicted model, not a curated record. The transcript is spliced from 3 exons. Gene Ontology annotation, molecular function: DNA-binding transcription factor activity. NCBI's taxonomy places the organism in Eukaryota, Viridiplantae, Streptophyta, Magnoliopsida, Solanales, Convolvulaceae.
UGAGUCUAUAGCAGACCGACUUGAGAGAGAAAAGCCGUAUAAGAUAAGGAAUAUAAUAGAGAAAGAGAUAGGAGCAAGAGAGAGAGAGAGAGAAGAAGAAGCAGCAGAAAUAAGAAAUAUUCCUUCUUGGUAGCUGCCAUAGUUGUAGUUUUAUGGAGUUUUGCUGCUGCUAAAGCCCCCCAAAACCCAGAAUCAAAACGAAGAAGAAAAAGAAAGAAAGAAAGAAAGAAAGAAAAAGAGGGAGAGAGAGAGAGAGAUCUGUAGAAGAAGAGAUGAAGAAGAAGAUGGUGUCAUGCAGAUGUAAACAAUUUUCUAAUCAUCAUCAUCUUCUGGUUUUGUUGUUUUAGCCUUUCUGCUACACAUAAAACAGUGUAACAUCUUGGGAUUUAGCUGUUUUCAGCAAAAUCCUUUUGUUUCUUCUUCUCUCUGUUGCUUGGCUCCUUUAUACAUACAUCCAUAGAUUUUGGCUCUUCUUUAAAUUUGCAGAAAGCUCAAAAAACAAAAUGAUGUCAUCCGAUGAUGCCCUCUCCUCUCUCACUUCCUCCAUGAGAGCCUUCAUUAACAACAACACCAAUCAAGAUCCCAAUCCAAACCCUAAUCCCAAUCCAUCCCCUUCCCCAAACCCUAACCCCAAUCCUUCCAACAAGAGAAAGAGAAAUCUCCCUGGCAAUCCAGAUCCAGAUGCAGAAGUGAUAGCGCUAUCGCCCAAGUCUUUAAUGGCGACGAACCGGUUUAUCUGCGAAAUCUGCAACAAGGGUUUCCAGAGGGACCAGAAUCUGCAGCUGCACAGGAGAGGGCACAAUCUGCCAUGGAAGCUGAAGCAAAGGAACAACAAGGAGGUGAUCAAGAAGAAGGUGUAUAUAUGCCCGGAGAAGAGCUGCGUUCACCAUGACCCGUCUCGAGCUCUCGGGGACCUCACUGGGAUCAAGAAACACUUCAGCAGAAAGCAUGGGGAGAAGAAAUGGAAGUGCGAUAAGUGCUCCAAGAAGUAUGCUGUCCAGUCUGAUUGGAAAGCUCAUAGUAAGAUUUGUGGGACUAGGGAGUAUAAAUGUGACUGUGGAACUCUUUUCUCCAGGAAAGACAGCUUUAUUACACAUAGGGCGUUUUGUGAUGCAUUAGCGGAGGAGAGUGCGAGGUUUACUACUUCUGUCCCGAAUCUCAACUUCCGUAACGAAUUGCUGUCCGCCGGGAAUCCCGGAUUCGGAUCUCACGUUUUCCGGCCGCCGCAGAACGAGGUGAUGAUGGGUGUGGACGCGGCGGGGAAUCAUCAUCAUCAGCUCGGUCUGGACGGGCAGAAGCCGCGGCUGCCGCUUUGGCUGGACUCCAAUAACGCCAACGAGUUCGGCGGCGGCGGCGGCUUAGCUCACGAGCUCCUACAAAUGGCGGCGCCACCGGCGGCUAAUAUGCUGGGUUUGUCUUCGCAGAACCACUGGUUUCACGGCAGCGGCAGCGCGUCUUCGUCGUCGCUACCGCCGGUGAUGAAGGAGGAGGACGAGGGGAAGAUAAGCUCCAUGUUCUACGAGGCGGCGGCGGCGGGGGCUGCGCCGCCGCCGCCGGCUCACAUGUCGGCUACCGCGCUUUUGCAAAAAGCCGCCCAGAUGGGCUCGAGCCGGAGCGGCAACAACACUAGCUCCCCACUUUUCGGCACUGGAUUCGGACUAGUGGGGUCCACCUUGUCUUCCUUAGCGGGCAGUUUCACUUCAAGAAACGAACUUCUUCAUCAUCAACAACAUCAUCAUCAGAACCUCGGAAAGCAACAACCUCAGCCACACGAUCAAACGUUGAAUGGUCUGCAAACCUCAAACGCAUCAACAUUGACCGCACCAGCCAAUAACAACAACAACAACAACACCCAACCAAAUGAUCAUCAUCCUAGCUUGCUAUUGGGGGACAUGAAUUCCUCAUCUUCCUUAGUGGGGGAAAACUCUUCUUCAUCAUUGAUGAUGCAAAACACCAAGGGUAAGCACCUCAAUCACACUCUUCCAAGUGGGAAUAGUGAAGUAGUUGAAGGGAGUUUGACUAGGGAUUUCCUAGGGGUCGGAGGGAGCGAGGGUAGACCCUUUUUUCAACCUCACGAGUUAGUCAAGUUCGCGUCCACUUCAUCGUCCCUGCCUUUGAAUGAUUACUCCCGACACAACUAAUAUAAUACACACUACCUUUUCAAUUCUAUCUCGAUUUUCGAUCUAUUAAUUACUCUUUCUGUCACAUUUUAUGGUGUAAAGUGAGUUUUACAAAUGUUGAGGGUAAUUAUGUGGAAGAUUGAGCAAAGAGCUGAGCAAAAGAGAGGAUUUGGAAA